CUCAUUAUUAUUAUUCUUCAUAGCUUUAUUAUUGUAAAGAAAAACCAAAACAAAGAACUCACCAAGAUCCUAUUUUCUCCUUACAAAAUAAAUCUCUUUGUUUUCAUUGUUUCAUAUACAGUUUCGAUCAAUCAUGAAUUCGAUGUUUAGUGCCUUCGACGCUCUUUUCGCAGAGCUCAUGGGAAAGAACCUCAUGGCUUCUUCUUCUUCUUCUUUUACUUCGACCGCCGCCGCCAUACCGCAAACGCAAACGCAAACGCAGAAGGAGGAUAACGCAAGUAACGAAAACAUGUGUUUGGUGAAGAAGAAGGAGAAGAAGAAGACUACUCCUAGGUAUGCUGUGGAGUUCGACGGUCUUCACUGCUUCGAAACUAUAGUCCGUUCUUGAUUUUUCGAUUUCGUUUCUUGGAAUUUCAAGAUCCGAAAUCUUUCUUCUUUGAGUUUUCUUGUUUUCUUGUUUUUAUUUUUCGUGUUAAUUUUAUUCUAUUUAUUCAUUUUACAACAUUACAACAUGUUAUAUAUUUGUGGAAUAUACGAAUUAAUCGGUUUUUGAUCUGGUUUUAAUAUAGAGUUUCUUGAUUUUUUUCGAUUUCUAA
Molecule: messenger RNA, 596 nt
Organism: Capsella rubella
Lineage: Eukaryota; Viridiplantae; Streptophyta; Magnoliopsida; Brassicales; Brassicaceae
Exons: 1
Coding region: 134-388 (84 amino acids)
Source: RefSeq, a predicted model, not a curated record